Siniperca chuatsi (mandarin fish) is the source of this 9748-nucleotide messenger RNA. RefSeq names its product histone deacetylase 5 (gene hdac5). Bases 448 to 3885 code for a protein of 1145 amino acids. Gene Ontology annotation, cellular component: histone deacetylase complex. The record is from RefSeq and is a predicted model, not a curated record. Lineage: Eukaryota; Metazoa; Chordata; Actinopteri; Centrarchiformes; Sinipercidae. Gene Ontology annotation, biological process: chromatin organization; negative regulation of transcription by RNA polymerase II. Gene Ontology annotation, molecular function: histone deacetylase activity. The transcript has 30 exons.
GGAGAGAGAGGGAGAAAGAGAGAGAGAGAGAGGGAGAGAGAGAGAGAGAGAGGGGGGGGAGAGAGAAGCAGACUGUAAAUAUGGAGGAGAUGAAACGGUAGGAGUUGAGACGCGUCCUGCUUGUUAAAUUACACGUUUUCAUGUGAAAUAAAAGCGCAGAGGAGCUCUACGGGGACACACACCGAGCCUCGGCGGAAACCAAAGCCGGGAGGAAACGACAUCUCCGCUAUUACACGUUCCAGGAGGACCCACCGACAUCCACGGAAAGCCGACAUUGAGAAGAGAUUCAUCUGUCUGUCUGUCCAUCGUCCGUCCUCCAACACAUGGCCGACUCCAAGGACCCACUUUAACACACCCAUACACUCUGUGAAAGGAUUGGGGAGGGGAGUCCAGGUUCAACCUUCAUGAAUUCAUCACACACCUCAGAGCGCUGCCUCUUGUCUUGGCAUGCUGUUGCAUCCCACGGUGUCAGGAUUGUGCGCCAUGUUGCAGACCAUCUAUGAGACUGAGUCCUGUUUUUCCUCUGCCAGCACAGACAGCCACCACCAGCCUCUGGAGCUCCUGAGUGGCAACAGGGGCUCCAGCACUGCCAUGCCCACCGCUGUAGUGGAGGUGAAGAGCAGCCUCCCAUCAGGCAUGCAGAGCCCAGUAGGAACAGCAAGCGAGCAGAGAGGAGGAGGUGGAGAAGGUGGUGGGGGUACAGGAGAAGGCCCUGGAGGCCCUGGAGGAGGAGGAGGAGGAGGCCCAGUGGACCUGCGGACAGAGCCCAGGGCGGGGUCUCUGUCUGGGGCUGCGGUGGUGGACACAGCCCUGAGAGAGCAGCAGCUCCAGCAGGAACUUGUGCUACUCAAACAGCAGCAGGAACUCCAGAAACAACUGCUGUUUGCAGAGUUCCAGAAAAAACACGAAGUGCUCACAAGACAACAUGAAGUCCAGCUGCAGGAACACCUGAAGGUAGAUAGUCAGCAACAACAGGAGCUGUUGGCAGCAAAGCGGCAGCAGGAGCUGGAGCAGAAGAGGAAACUGGAGCAACAAAGACAUGAAGAGCAGGAGAAGCAUCGAUUGGAGCAACAACUGCUGCUGCUGAGGAACAAGGAGAAAGGCAAAGAGAGUGCCAUUGCCAGUACAGAGGUGAAGCUGAAGCUGCAGGAGUUCCUUCUCAGUAAGAAAGAGCCUGGCAUUGGUGGACUGAACCAUUCCUUCUCCCCAAAGUGCUGGGGAGCCCAGCACACCUCCCUGGAGCAGGGCUCUCCUCCGCAGAGUAACACCCCGGGAACUCCUCCCUCCUACAAACUGCCCCCACUGCUGGGGAACUACGAGGGCAAAGAUGACUUCCCGCUCCGCAAGACAGUCUCGGAGCCUAACCUGAAGGUGCGUUCACGGUUGAAGCAGAAGGUGGCAGAGAGGCGGAGCUCUCCACUCCUCCGCAGGAAGGAUGGAACCGUUAUCAGCACCUUUAAGAAGAGAGCCAUAGAGAUAUCAGUCUCCUCCCUCUGUAAUAGCGCUCCAGGUUCAGGUCCCAGCAGUCCCAACAGUUCCAAUUCGGCUAUCGCCAAUGGCAACACAGGAUCGGUCCCCAACAUACAGACCGAGCUGAGAUCUCUCCAUCAGACGCUGGGGGCUGAUGGGACAUUGAGUCCUCUGAAUCUCUACACCUCGCCCUCUUUGCCGAAUAUCUCCUUGGGCCUCCCGGCCAACACUCACAUCACGCCCCCCCAGAAUCUGUCUGCUCAGCAAGAGGCCGAGCGUCAAGCCAUCCAAUCACUGCGUGGGGGCGGAGCUCUAACAGGGAAGUUUCUCUCCACAUCCUCCCUACCUGCAGGGGUGGGGCAUGAUGUGGAGACACCGCCCCCCAGCUCUCAUUCUGCCCAUUCCUCGUUAUUGCAACAUGUACUACUGCUGGAGCAGGCCAGACAACAGACUGCUAUGCUAGCUGUCCCCAUGUACAGCCAGUCGCCACUGGUUACAGCAGAGAGAGGCGUGUCCAGCGCCAUGAGGGCGGUCAACAAGCUGCCUCGCCAUCGGCCAUUGGCUCGGACCCAGAGUGCGCCGUUGCCCCAGUCCCCCCAGGCCCUGCAGCAGCUGGUGGUCCAGCAGCAACACCAGCACUUCCUGGAGAAACACUACAAGAUACUAUCCAAGGGGACAGAGCUUCCCAGACCGCCGCCCACCCACCCAGAGGAGACAGAGGAGGAGCUAACAGAGACUAAUGACAUGCAGGAGGACGACGAAGGGGCAAGCCUUCACAGGCUUCAGAAGGAGGGGUCAGACGACAGCACGCCCCCCUCUGAGCGACUUGGUGUGCACGUGAAGGGCGAGGAGGAGCAUGGGGGCGUGCACGUGAAAGGGGAGAGUACUGAGAGCGAGCUGGACGAAGAGGAAGAAGAAGAAGACAUCAUCCAGCUGAGGGAGGGCGACGAAGAGGAGAGGGGGAGCUACACACAGGCCUUGCAGCAGCUGGGUGUGUUCCAGUCCUCGUUGCCCCACAGACCCCUGGGAAGAGCGCAGUCCUCCCCUGCAGCCACUGUCAAUCCCAUCAAACACCUCUUUACUACCGGGCUUGUAUAUGACAGUCUGAUGUUGAAGCAUCAGUGUGUGUGUGGCAACGCUCACAUUCACCCAGAGCAUGCUGGGAGAGUGCAAAGCAUCUGGUCCAGACUGCAGGAGACGGGCCUGCUGGGUCGCUGUGAGAGGAUUCGUGGGCGUAAAGCGUCUCUGGAUGAGAUCCAGUCUGUCCAUUCAGAGUUCCACACUCUGCUGUAUGGAACCAGUCCGCUGAAUCGACACAAACUGGACCACAAGAAGCUGCUAGGUCCAAUCAGCCAGAAGAUGUAUGCUGUUCUUCCCUGUGGAGGAAUAGGGGUGGACAGCGACACUGUGUGGAAUGAGAUGCACUCGUCGGCGGCAGUCCGCAUGGCCGUCGGCUCGGUCAUCGAGCUAGCCUUCAGAGUGGCGGCAGGGGAGCUGAAGAAUGGCUUUGCGGUGGUGCGUCCACCAGGUCACCAUGCUGAGGAAUCCACUGCCAUGGGGUUUUGUUUCUUUAAUUCAGUAGCCAUCACUGCCAAGCUGCUGCAACAGAAACUUGGAGUGGGCAAGAUCCUCAUUGUGGACUGGGACAUUCACCAUGGCAACGGCACCCAGCAGGCCUUCUACAGUGACCCCAACGUCCUCUACAUCUCCCUCCAUCGUUACGAUGAUGGAAACUUCUUUCCUGGCAGUGGAGCGCCUGAGGAGGUGGGAUCAGGUGCAGGUGUUGGUUUUAAUGUGAACAUAGCGUGGACUGGAGGAGUAGAGCCGCCUAUGGGUGAUGUGGAGUACCUCACUGCCUUUAGGAGUGUGGUGAUGCCCAUCGCCCAGCAGUUCAGUCCAGAUGUGGUUCUGGUGUCUGCAGGCUUUGACGCAGUGGAGGGUCAUCAGUCUCCUCUGGGAGGAUACAAUGUCUCCGCCAAGUGUUUCGGUCAGCUCACGCAGCUGCUGAUGGGUCUAGCGGGUGGGCGUGUUGUUAUGGCGCUGGAGGGCGGUCAUGACCUCACCGCCAUCUGUGACGCAUCAGAGGCCUGCGUCUCUGCGCUUCUUGGAGACCCGUGUGACUCUGUGUUUCAGUGGCCUCAGGAGAAGCCAUGUCCAAAAGCUUGGGCCUCACUGGAGAGAGUAAUAGAGAUCCAGAGUAAACACUGGUCUUGUCUCCAGAGUUUGACUCAGACGAGUGGCCACUCGCUAUUGGAUGGCCCCCUGGGGGCUCAGGGCCAGUCGGAGGACGAGGCAGAAACAGUCAGCGCCAUGGCUUCCCUUAGUGUUGAUGUUGAGCAGCCAGGCUCCGUUCCUGACAACACGGAAACCAGCAGGUCCACAGAGGAACCAAUGGAAGAAGAGCCUGUAUUGUAGGAGCAGCUUAAACAAGAACCACACAAAAACUCCACAUUCACCUCCUCCUGGCACCUCCUCUUCCUCUUCCUCUUCCUCCGCAGAGUGUGGGUAGGUACACACACACAGAGUGGAAUUGUGCAGUUGUGGAAGACUCUAAUUGGCUGAGGAGAACAUUAUGGAGACAGGAGAAGGCGGGGCCUGUGACAAACAUGGAGACAUCUCUUUUCUAUUGGUUCAUCAGCCCAAGGAGAAGCAGACGACUUGUUAGCAUCUCCAUGGAAACCAGACGAGGAGAGGGUCAGCAAGGAGACACGUCUCGUGACCAGUAUACUUUACCACCUGUACACAGCACCACUGAAUAUUUCCCUUCCACCCCACAGUCACUCGUCUGUCUUUCUAUUUUGUCCCUACUCCUCUGUUUCCACAGCGGGACGAUGACUGUGGAAAACUUGAAUUUGAAUCUCGUCUAAAUGUCAGACACCAAGCAGACGACUUGUCUUCUUGUCUGUCUGUCUGUCUGUCAGAGAGACAGGCUGACCGAACAUGGGGUUGGCUGGCGGAGGAGGAAUAACCUGUUUUAAAAUGAGCAGAGGAGGAGGAGGAACUAGGUGCCUUUUUUUAAAACAAACCGUCCAAUCAGAAACCACAAAACACCACCGCCGCAGCACCUCAGCAAACCAACCAGCCAAUGAGGACUGAAGAAACACACCGAUGCACACACACAUACUGUUGUUGUUUCACUCAGUCAGUUCAUUUUUGAGUCUUUGUUUCGUCAUCUGGAUGCCUUAAUUUGUUCUUAUCUCACUAUUUAGCUACCUUGAGAGAGACGGCGAGAGAGAGAAUCAUGAGAGUUGAUAUAAAUAUAUAUUCAGAAAUGUAUUUAAAACUGCUAAGAAUUGUAUUUUCUUUCAAAUCUUACAAUAUUCAUGCCAGGUAUUCCCAACAGACAGAUCUUUUUUUUUUUGAGGGAAGAAAAGCCUCUAAAGCCAUCAUUACACACUAGAAAUCUCCAGUAAAAAUCUCCAUUGAAUAUUAAUGUAACAUUAAUAAUAAUAUUCAAUCAGACUUUUAUGGGAUCUGGUGAAAGUGUCUCAGGAUCAGGCCUGUUUUUAGCAGUAUUCAUUGUUUGAAAUAUGUAAUUAAUGAAGCUGCAUCACUUCAAACCACCACCUCUCUGUCACUCGUCUCUCUCUCUUUCACUCAUUUCGGUUGAGAGUCAUGUGACCUGAGCCCCGUCCCUUCUCUAAAGGGGAUUGUGGGAUUGUGGCACGUUUUUGAAACACCACAACGACCACCACGUCCCUCUGUUUUUCUUUCUUUUUUAAAAAAAAUUGUAAUAUUUCCUGUUUGGUGUAAAUACUGUCUCCUGUCCUGUUGCCCACAGUUACGUCACAGCAGACUCGGUGUGGUCACUUUUCUAUAUCUGUACAUACAUACAUGUAUAAAAACACAAAAUACUUUCUCUUUUUGUAUAAAAAAAAGAAAAAAUAAUAUUCUAUAUAAAUAUAUAUAUAUGUAAACAGUGUUUUAUCCAAUCAGAUUGGAUUUAUGAAUAUAUUCUAUUUGGAGAUUUGAUGUUUUAAAGGUUUGGCAGUUUGACAGGAAGUAAGCACACGGUCUGAUGUUAUCAGACCAUUGUUUGUUUGUUUACAGAUGUUGAGGAUGGCUGGAUAUUGUUGUAGUGGUUGUUGUUGGAGGUGAACAGCGAGCUCCAGUUCCUCUGGCAGGUCCAGGCAGGCAGCGCUGCCCUCCACAGGCAAACAACAGCAACUACAGAAAAGGGAAUACAAAGGUCAGAGGUCAUGACUGGGUAAAUAGGUUGGUCCAGUGAUGAUGUAUUUUCGUAGUCCAGCAGGGAGUUAGCUAGCCCCUCCAUGGCUUAUGAUAUUCUCAGAACUCGGACAUUUUAGUCACUAAGGGGCUCCAAAAAUUUCUUACAGCAACAAUGUUGAAAAUAUGAACUCACUGGAUGGUCGCUAAUCUUCUUAGCGAUUUAUAACAUGCCAGGCAGUUGUAAAGUAAAAGAAAAAAGAAAAAAAAGACUUACCCUGUCCAUAAAAGGUCGCUUCCAAUAAACUUAAUACAAACCUAUAUAAAAUCAAAGAUGACGCAGCAAGUCGCAGUGUGUUCAGGAUGCCACCGGAGGGAGCACACAGUCUGGCCUUGAGGGCGCGGAGUCGACGGAGGUCCAAGAGAUGUUGAGGAAUGGUGCAACGCUAGCGUUCGUUCGUCUUAGCUUAGAUGAUGGCACAUCGGGUCGUUUUGUUAGUUUCUUAGUUUGCACCAGCCAUGUAGCUUGUACCUGUCAUUUUGGACAUUGAAGUGGAUAAGAAGAGUUCCUACCAUCCGGUGUGUUCAUAUUUUCAACACUCUUGCUGAAACAAAUUUUAUGAUCCAGUCAGCGACCGUCGUACAUAGUAUGCUGAUCCUGAAUCAAGGCUAAUGAACCACUCUGUGUAUGAAAUGGCAAUUCAGGACUUCGUAAUCGUUUUUUUUUUUUAAUAUUAAAUAAUCUUCACAAGUCAGCAUUACUCACGAGCUCCAAAGGAUAAAUCAACUUACCUUUGGAAAAAUUAACUUACGGUCUUAUUGCUCUGGUGCCAUUUACACAAACUCAACUUGUUUACGCUACUCCAACCAAUUAAAUAAAAAAAAUUUAAAAUUUUAAAAAACUACAGUUGAGUUGGCAAAUCUAUUACAAAGUAUCCUUUAAGUGAAAACUGUGUACUAGAGCUUUAUGGCUUGAAAAAGGACUGUUCUGACAAGUGAUGUUACAAUUCUCCAACUGCAGUUAAACUUUGAAGACCGUUAGCUAUUUGUUAGCAACUUCCUUUAUCACUACUCAUAAAAGCUUUAAAAUGGAUGAACGGGCCAUGGCUCAAACAUGCUAACUACAGUAAGGUUGUGUGUUCACUAGGCUUCUUUUUCUGAGCGCCAGUUUCUCACUCUUUUUUUUUUUUCUUCAUGGUUUUCGGGCACUUCAGGCCACCUCCAACCUCCAGCUCCUGCUCCAGCUCCUGUUUUAGAGCAUUUAGCAUUUUUUGUUCGGCUACUUUAAAGCACAUCUCAACUUUUUCAGAGAUGAGUUGUGUUUUCCAGUAUCACGAACCACAUUAGAGGCUGGAGAUGUAAGCUACCGCCACUUCUCUGCUCAUUUAAGAUGCCCAGUGGACACGCAGCUUCAGAACUGGACCAAUCUAUUAUCCACACCAAUAGAAACUCAACUCAGAAACACUACUGAGUCGCCCAGUAAGCUGACUCUGCCGGACACUAAAGUAUAUUUCCCAGGACCCUCUGUGGUGCAGCGAGUGUUGUAGCUGACGCUGCUACCUCUGGGUCUCAUCUGUUCAAAGCAAUAUAACACUGACUGGGACAGAGAGAGAGAGAAAGAGAACUACAAUGUCCAGCUUUAGCGUUGCCAUGGUAACACAGCAGACAGCAUCACAGCUUACAUCAUUCAUGGAGCUCCCCCUAGCUUUUACACAUGUGAUUGAAUGCUGUUUGUGUGUAUUAUCUGUCAGGUGGAAUGGACAAAGUAUUGACUGAUCAGCAGAUUGAUUGAUUUAUUGAGCUGUGUUUCCAGGCGGUUCAGUGUAGUCUUUUUGUUCUAAUGUAAACACUAAGGCCAUUUUGUCCCUUAUACCAGUAGUCAGUAAUAGCAGCGCCUCUUAUUGGGGGGGGGGGCAUGAGUCUUAGAUGUCUAAGACAGACAAACAUUAGCCACCGAACAUGGAAGCGUUGGAUGGUGUCGACGUCUGAGCUCGACUGGAGUUCAUGCGGGCAACAAAGGAACAAAACAAACGAGCAAGUGGCAACUCCCACAACUGAGAAGCUUGUCAAUUAAGCAAAUAAUGCCCCACUUAAAAAUGCCUUAAUAUUUUCUCAACUAUUUUUGAAAAUCACCACCAAGUAAUGAAUUCAGAUUGUCUUGCAGAAUUUAGUAUUUUCUAAAAAGUGGCCAUUAGUGGCCAUUAAAGGAACUGCAACGUAAAAUAUAUUGUUUUCAACAUGAACGGUUAAUUCUGGUUAAUUUACAACUUGGGUAAUGACAACACUGUACUCACCAAGUUAAUCUCGGAACGCAAUAACUUUAAUAAAAAUAUACUACAUAUAUACAAAUACAAAUAAAUGCCCUAUUUCCAUCGUUUAACUGGUGCUCUUUUAAUUGUCAUCUCUUCUUCUGUGGUUUAAUGGGACCCGACAGGAGAAUCUGUGCCACCAUCUUAUCUCAAUGAGCUCAACUCCUAAAAUUUGAUUAACAGUAGAUGGAAAUGUGCAUUCAUUUGUAUUUCUUUUACGAUUUUAUAGAAAUUAGUUUAAAAUUUGCGCCAAUCUAGAUGGAAACUUGGCUAUUUACCCCGCCUGCAAGCGUGGGUGGGAACAGCUAUAAAUACUUAACUUUUUAGACGUGGUCGGACAGCGCGCCGUUCGAAUGAAUUCAUUUCUAACAUUUGUCGUAGCAAUGCUGCUGUGUUCCGAGAUGUCAGCAAUUACUUUUGCUAUCAUAAUCAACCAUAGACUGUAUAUAAAGAUGGGCAUGACAGCUCCCCAAAAGUCAAGCCAAAACAUCUACAUCGCCCCCUGGUGGCUGGCUGCAGUAUAGGUCAUAAACCCCACCCCCUCCAUGUGAGCAGAUGGGACAUGGGCCAAACUUAAAAACUCAAAGUAUACGUCAAAUAAUUUUUUCCCAAAGAUGGUUUCAAGUGGAGAUGCGUUGUCCAUCUCUAUAUAGUCUAUGGUAAUAAACAGAAAUGACAGAAAAAUAUGACCCAAAUUGUAACAAACGGAAUUAUCCUUUAAGUCGCGGUUGGUUGCUGCUCGGUCUUGCACUGCUGCCAGACAGCACACACCAGCGCAGAUUGCGGAGUUCAGAGGCGCCACCAUGGUCGUCUGGGCUCUGGUCUUGAGAACUAAUGAAAAGAAGGGGGCACCCAGAGAACCGUCUGCACCAGCAGAGUUUCUCUCCUGUACAUUUUAAACUCUAACAAUACAACAUUAAUAGUGCUGACAGAGUCUGAUGGUUUGUGUCAUCAGGGUGACGAAACCUCCCCAGUCCAGAGGCUACACAGCUUUACUGUUGCUACCACCCACACACACACACACUAUGUGAAACGCACACUUUGACACACACAGACUAUUUUGCUACAUGAGUUAAUACUGUAUAUUUCUUGAUAUGUUUGAUACUGUGGUGUAAAUGUAGUGUCCUGCUAUGAUGCGGCGUGUGGAGGGAGGGGUAUUUUUUGGACUUUUGGGUGGGACAGAGGAGGUUCAGUAUCAGUGUGACUGUCACCUUCUCGCUCUCUGUCUUUUACCUCCUUCUGUUUUUGAGGGGAGACGUCCUCUCUGUUACCUUUCUCUCGUCUGGCUCAUGACUGAAACAUUUGGAAAACGCUGUUUUGUUGGAACGGAUCACAAGCACAUUCCCGACUAUUCUCUGUCUGUGCCGUCGUUUUAUCCAGAUUCUUUCUUGUUGCGACAAUACAACAUGUGUCUAGUUCUUGCCGACUCACAUGUAUAUAAAGUGCAUAUAUGUGUACACAUGUGCAAUACACGCUAUUCGAGCAAUCUAUUACUGUGACUAUUAUUGAUGAUGAUGAUGAUACUUGUCCCUUUUUCAGAGUUUCAGCCCGUUUUUUCUUCUUGUCCUGAUUUCCUGUUGAUGGAUUGUGUUGCAGGAGUUUAAAAAGGGAAGGUGACUCUUGUGAUUCUUCACACUCAGUUUAAUUUCAGGGGUUUGUGGACAUUUUAAUGAAGCCCUUUUUUAUUACUCUCAAUGUAAUGUUGUGACGUUGAUCCUGAUUAUCUGUUUCUUUGUUGUUGUUUUUUUUAAGUGGGCCUGUUGUUAAACUUGUCUGGAAACUCAAUAAAGCAAUUCACUGAC